UGAUCACUGGCAACCCGGAAGUAAGUUCUUGCGCUUCAGAAAGAAAACAAGCAUGAAACCUCGGCACGACUGAUCAGAUGUUGCGUUUGAGGGCGGCGCUGGUUUCGGGUGGACGAUGAUACAACCUCGCCUCAUCUGUGUUGUCGCCCUGUGUCUUGGUGGUUACGUGAGCUCGCUGAAAACCGAACCGCAGACUCCAGACUGGAGAUUGACUCUGAAAACAAUCCGGAACGGAAUUCACAAGAUUGACACGUACCUGAACGCAGCGUUAGACUUGUUCGGAGGAGAUGACGGUUUGUGUCGCUAUAAAUGCAGUGACGGUUACAGACCUGUGGCUCGACCUGGGUACAAGCAUCCGCCCCCGAACGGCUGUGGAUCCCCGCUGUUUGGACUGCAGUUUGACAUCGGUGUCCCAUCCAUGACCAAGUGCUGCAACCAGCACGACCGCUGCUACGACACCUGUGGCCAGGAGAAGCACGACUGUGACCAGCGGUUCCAGGACUGUCUGCAGACCAUCUGCAGAAAUGUGCAGCAGACUCUGGGCCUGGCCAAGAGUGUGCAAGCGUGCGAGUCGGCAGUGACUGUCCUGUUCGACGCCGUCCUGCACCUGGGUUGCAAACCGUACCUGGACAGCCAGCGAGACUCCUGCGUGUGUCAGUAUGAAGUGAAGAGCGAACUGUAGCAGCCAUUCUGUCACCUGGACUAUGGAGACUUCUCAACAGGACUGUAACAGUCGUGUCUCAGUGAGAAGAGCCCUUCAUGUGUUCAUAUGUUCUGGAUUAUUUCAAUGGAUCGCACAGUUGGUUGUAUAGGUUAUAAUCGUCCUUUUUGUAUGAAACUGCUGUUGUUCUUGUAAAAAAUGUGACGUGCAUUUUAGUGAUUAAACUGUAUAAAUGACCUUCAUCAUACAAUAAAUUGAUAUU
Molecule: messenger RNA, 923 nt
Organism: Synchiropus splendidus (mandarinfish)
Lineage: Eukaryota; Metazoa; Chordata; Actinopteri; Syngnathiformes; Callionymidae
Gene: pla2g12a
Product: phospholipase A2, group XIIA
Exons: 4
Coding region: 116-682 (188 amino acids)
Biological process (GO): arachidonate secretion; phospholipid metabolic process; lipid catabolic process
Cellular component (GO): extracellular region
Molecular function (GO): calcium ion binding; A2-type glycerophospholipase activity
Source: RefSeq, a predicted model, not a curated record